AUGGCGGAAAUUCGAAGCGAACCGCUCGACUUCAGUCACAAGGAUGAGGUCACCCAAACCAAAGCCAACAACUUGACCAUCGCAAAUGCCAAACUUGCCACCGAGAAGGAGCACAACAUGACCCUCUUGCAGGGUAUCAAGUUGUAUCCCAAGGCUGUCUUCUGGAGUAUCCUUAUCUCGACCUGUAUCGCCAUGGAAGGUUACGACGUCUGUCUCCUUGGUGCCUUCUACGCCCACCCCAAGUUCAACGAGAAAUAUGGUGUACUGUUGGCCGAUGGAACAUAUCAGGUCCCUGCGCGCUGGCAAGCAGGUCUCAGCAACGGAGCCAAUGUUGGUGAGAUUAUUGGUCUCUUCAUCAACGGUUUCGUCUCUGAGCGCUUCGGCUACCGCUACACUGUUAUGACUUGUCUGGUCAUGAUCGCCGCUGUCACUGCUGUCUUCUUCACUGCACAGAACGUCCAGACCCUGUUGGUUGCCGAGAUCCUUUGCGGUAUUCCAUGGGGCAUUUUCCAAACCCUUACAGUAACCUACGCUUCCGAGGUCUGCCCUGUCGCUCUCCGUGGAUACCUUACAACCUACGUCAACUUCUGCUGGGGAAUGGGCCAGGCCAUUGGUAUUGGUGUCGUGAAGUCUCUGCUCCACCGCAACGAUCAAUGGGCAUACCGCAUCCCCUACGCUCUCCAAUGGAUGUGGCCCGUUCCUCUCCUUAUUGGAAUCACCUUCGCUCCCGAGAGCCCUUGGUGGUUGGUCAGAAAGGGCAGAAUCGAUGAUGCCAAGAAGGCUCUCCUUCGCCUGACCAGCUUGAACCGCGAGACCGACUUCGAUGCUGAUGAAACCAUCGACAUGAUGGUUCACACCACCAAGCUCGAGGAGAAGAUCACCACCGGCUCAAGCUACUGGGACUGCUUCAAGGGGACCGAUCUACGCCGUACCGAGAUUGUCUGCAUGGUCUGGGCCAUUCAGAACCUCAGUGGAAACUCCUUCUCUGGAUACUCGACUUACUUCCUUGAGCAAGCUGGUCUUGACCCCGGCAAGGCUAUGGAUUUCGCAGUUGGACAAUACGGCAUCAACAUGGCUGGUGUGUUCGGCGCGUGGUUCCUCAUGAGCAUCGGCAUUGGUCGCAGAACUCUCUACUUGGUCGGUCUCUGUGGUCUCUGCACCAUGCUUCUCAUCAUGGGCUUCCUCGGACUUGUUCCCCACGCCCACAAGGACUCGGCAUCUCUCGCUACCGGCUCGAUGAUGCUGAUCUGGGCUUUGUGCUACCAGCUGUCUGUCGGAACUGUCUGCUACUCCCUCGUCUCCGAGAUCUCGACCCGCCGCCUGCAAAUCAAGACCAUCGUUCUUGGACGCAACCUGUACAACAUUGUUGGCAUUGUCUGCAGUGUGUUGACUCCCUACAUGCUCAACCCAAGCGCAUGGGCCUGGGGCAACUACGCCGGUUUCUUCUGGGCCGGCAGUUGCUUCUUGUGCAUCAUCUACACCUACUUCCGUGUACCUGAGCCCAGCGGUCGCACUUUCGCCGAGCUUGACAUGCUCUUCGAAAAGAAGAUCAGCGCAAGAAAGUUCGCAAAGACCCAAGUCGACGUGUUCGCCGAGAACGUAGAGAAGGUUGAGGUCCACCACAACGAGAAAAUCGAUGUUUGA
Aureobasidium namibiae CBS 147.97 is the source of this 1644-nucleotide messenger RNA. Its product is annotated as general substrate transporter. Gene Ontology annotation, biological process: carbohydrate transport; transmembrane transport. The record is from RefSeq and is a predicted model, not a curated record. The coding region runs from base 1 to 1644 and encodes 547 amino acids. Gene Ontology annotation, molecular function: carbohydrate:proton symporter activity. The transcript is spliced from 2 exons. NCBI's taxonomy places the organism in Eukaryota, Fungi, Ascomycota, Dothideomycetes, Dothideales, Saccotheciaceae. Gene Ontology annotation, cellular component: membrane.